CCUCCAUCCAUCGUCUCCCCCCUCCCUAUAUAUACAUGCACGCAUGCACCUCCCACUCCCCCACCACCACCAACUCCAUCCUCUUCCAUCUCACUACAACAUCAUCAGCUGAAGCAAGAGGGCCGCCGGCGGCCGGAACACACGCACCUACGCACACAAGGAGCUUAACAAUGGAGGUGGUGGUGCUGGACAACGACGUUGCGGGGGUGGCGGCAGGAGGACAGUACCGUGGCGUGAGGAAGAGGAAGUGGGGGAAGUGGGUGUCGGAGAUCAGAGAGCCCGGCAAGAAGACGCGCAUCUGGCUGGGCAGCUUCGAGUCCCCGGAGAUGGCGGCGGUGGCGCACGACGUGGCCGCGCUGCGCCUGCGCGGCCGCGAGGCCAGGCUCAACUUCCCGGGCCUCGUCCACCGCUUCCGCCGCCCGGCCACCGCCGAGCCCGACGACGUCCGCGCCGCCGCGCUCGAGGCCGCCGCCCAGGUCCGGUUCAGGCCCGACCUCGUCGUAAUGCAUCAUCGUCAUCAGGCCGCCGGCGACGGCGAGGUCGUCGGCUGCUGCUACGGCGGCGGUGGCAGCGGCAGCGGCAGCGACGCAGGCAGCCCGGAGCCGCUGGUCGGCGACGACGUGGCGUGGGACGCCUUGCUCGGGACCGACGAGCUGGCGGCAGAGGCAGAGUCGCCCAAGAUGUGGGCUGAGCUGGCCGAGGCCAUGCUCAUGGCCCCUCCUGUAUGGGAGGGCAGUAUGGCCGACAAUGACGAGUGGGCCCAGGGAAAUCUCUGGGACCUACCUGUCUGGAACUGCUAAUCCUGGGGCCCCACCGGCAGAUGCACCUUCACAUCCUUUUGGUUUUUAGAGGUGUGAUGAAAUACACUACUCAGUAAUAGUAGAAUGUAUCAAUUAAUUAAUAAUCUUCUUCCCAAACCACUGUAUAGGUCAGUGAGAUUACUCUAGAGAUUCGAGCAUAAACAUGGUUAAGAAUGUUCUGAUGGUCCCGUCAGUCAGUGUGCAAAGUUGGUAGUUAGCAAAGAAGGUCGUCUAGCUAGCUAGCUAGCACGUGCAAUUCACGUGGGUAAAAACACAACAAGCAUGAUGUAAUUCUUUCUGUUCCCUCUCAUGGAUAUGACAAGUUCAAAUAAUGCAAUUGGAAAAGAAUAUAUGUUUGCAUAAGUAA
Sorghum bicolor (sorghum) is the source of this 1167-nucleotide messenger RNA. RefSeq names its product ethylene-responsive transcription factor ERF027. The transcript has a single exon. Gene Ontology annotation, biological process: regulation of DNA-templated transcription. The coding region runs from base 36 to 800 and encodes 254 amino acids. Gene Ontology annotation, molecular function: DNA binding; DNA-binding transcription factor activity. The record is from RefSeq and is a predicted model, not a curated record. NCBI's taxonomy places the organism in Eukaryota, Viridiplantae, Streptophyta, Magnoliopsida, Poales, Poaceae.